Molecule: messenger RNA, 390 nt
Organism: Prorocentrum cordatum
Lineage: Eukaryota; Dinophyceae; Prorocentrales; Prorocentraceae
Source: the annotation of a GenBank genome assembly
GCAGCGACCAGCGGAAGCAGCAACGAGACGAGCAACAUCUACAGAACAUGGUGGCGAUGUUUCGGGAGAUCAACGACGCCAUCGAUAUUGAGGGUAACCGUUCACCACCAGAAUCAAAAACCAAGCUGGCUACGAUUACGAACAUCCGCCAAGAGGAGAGCUCAUACCCGACCGAGGCCAGGAUGCACGCCAAGAUGAAGGCCCUGGUCGACAAGCCGAAAGAAGUAAAGAGGAAGAAGUUCGAGUUUGAGAGUCGAUUCGAUGACUGCAGAGAUUACAUCAAGGAGCUGGGCAUGAGCAGCGAGCUCUUCGCGAUCUACGAGGAAUACGAGACGUACUUAGAUGACGAAGAUUACCUCGUGCCCUUCACCGAGGAAGAGUUCUACGAUG